Molecule: messenger RNA, 1491 nt
Organism: Carassius auratus (goldfish)
Lineage: Eukaryota; Metazoa; Chordata; Actinopteri; Cypriniformes; Cyprinidae
Gene: syngr3b
Product: synaptogyrin 3b
Exons: 4
Coding region: 253-954 (233 amino acids)
Cellular component (GO): neuromuscular junction; synaptic vesicle membrane
Source: RefSeq, a predicted model, not a curated record
GGGGUCGCUUCAACCAGCAGACACGAAUAGUGUUAAUGUAGCCCAUUGACUUGGCAACACAGGAACACUAACCGCGCCAAUGAACCUGUUUUUGUGAACUAAACUGAUUCAAAAGAUUCGAGCCACUAGGAUGAAUCAAAGGCACGCGCUCGACUCUGGGUGUGCACGACAGGGCAGGCGCUCGUGCACGCUCUCAGCUCUCCUCUCCUCUCUGUAUCUCACAGCAGCAGCAGCAGCAGCGCCUCUGGGAGGAUGGAUGGAGCGGGCUCGUUCGGAGCGGGCCGAGCCGGUUCGGCCUUUGAUCUGAUUGCGUUCAUCAAACAACCACAGACAACCCUAAGAGUCCUGGCGUGGAUCUUCUCCAUGGUGGUCUUUGCUUCUAUAAUUAAUGAGGGCUAUGUGAAUAUGGGCAGUGAGCGCCUGCACUGUGUCUUUAAUAAGAACGCAGACGCCUGUAACUACGGCAUCACUAUAGGAAUUGUGGCUUUCUUAGCCUGUGUCUCCUUCCUGGCCCUGGACGUCUACUUCCCCCAGAUCAGCAGUGUUAAAAACAGAAAGAGAGCAGUGCUGUUGGAGAUGGUUUUUUCAGGUUUCUGGACAUUCCUUUGGUUUGUAGGAUUUUGCUUUUUGGCCAGUCAGUGGAGUCGUACUUCCCCUAAGGAGCUGCCGCUGGAGCAGGCGUCGGACGCGGCACGAGCAGCUAUCGCCUUCUCUUUCUUCUCCAUCCUUACCUGGGCGGGCCUUACGGUGUGCGCCGUUCAGAGGUUCCUGCUCGGUACUGACAUGACACUGUUCACCACCGAGCACAUGGCCGCCCAUCCGCCCAAGCAGCCGUACCCCUCCAAUGACAUCAUCGGUCAGACCACCAUCCCCGUCAACGCUUUCCAGAGUCCACCGCUCAUCGAAACCGUGGAGACCUGCCCCCCUGGAUACAAGAUCCCGCCUGCAUUUUAAUCCACAACCAAUCAGAAGGCAAGGAAUAUAGCAGCGCUAAAGGACUGAGUAUAGACUGCCGUCAAUGUUAGCUAAAUGUAUCGUAUCUUAUUGCAUUUUAGUAACAGGGUGGUGAGGAGAUGAUGCUCACUUUCUGUAGUCUGCACUAUAAUACAGUCUGAUAAUGUAUAGUCUCACUUCAACCUGAGCAAAGAUGGAUGUUUUGGGUUGAUUGUGAUUGCGUACACAAAUGUUUUACAUUCGGCUACAAAUAAUUGUCAAAAUCACCAUUGGCGAUUUAUUUAGUAUUUAUUGUUUAAUUAAAAAUAGUUAAAGGUGCACUAAGUAUUGGCUCUUGCAUCAUUAAAAAGACAAAGUUUUUGCUGAGUAAAUAUUGACAGAAUUUAAUGACUAAAAUUCAGAAAAAGCUUAUCUAAAUGAUGACUUUGUUGCCAGUUUGAUGAAUUGAAAUUAUGUGAUUGAAGUAAAAUCUUACAGGAAAACCUUAAAAAACUGGAGUUUUAGACCACUAAUAUGAGCUGGGUCAUAUUUCAUAUC